UUGUUUACGCUCUUGACAUGCGUGAGUGAACUGAGUGAUAAGCAUCCAUUUCCCUAGUAAUUUUUGAAUAAUAUAGUACUUAUUAUCUUUAUUUCCCUCAACAGUUUUCUGUAUUCAAUACAAUGAGUGAUCCAUCUGUAUUGAAUCUGUCUUGCAAAAGUCUGAAAAAAAUUCCACCACCCGAGUCAAGAAAAGCCCAAGUCUUUGUUUUAGACCUCCACAAAAAUGAGUUGCCCAGAUUAGACAACCUGGAGUAUUAUGUUGACGUAAGAGAGCUAAAUGCAUCUCACAAUGAGGUUUUAAGAAUGUCACCUGUACUGAAACUCAAGAAUUUAGUGAAAUUAGAUCUGUCCCAUAACAAUAUUUUAAACAUUGAGGGCUUAAAAGAUCUUAUCAGGUUGCAGUAUCUCAACUUAUCUUCCAACCAUAUAAAGGCUAUAGAACACUUGCACAAUAAUCGCCAGCUAGAAUACUUGAACCUGUCUGAAAAUAAUAUAGCUCAUAUUUCAAAUAUUUUUCAUCUGACAAAACUGAAGGAGCUGCAUUUAGAAAAGAAUCGUAUUACGAAUCUCCGCCAUUGUGAACUCUACUUGCCGUCCAGCAUUACAGCUCUCACCCUUGCACACAACGAUAUUCUAGACUUGAAUGAAGUCUCUCAUUUAGCACAGUUAGACCAUCUCUCUGCAUUCUCUAUAGCAGAAAACCCUUGUGUCAUGAAGUCACACAACCAAGUUGAUUUUGAUUACCGUUCAUUUGUCAUUAAUUGGUGCCUUUCUCUCACAGGGAUUGAUGGAACACCUGUGAAUGAUCUUGAAAGGCUCAAAGCAGAGUGGCUUUAUUCGCAAGGUCGAGGCCGCCAGUUUCACAUUGGUGAGCAUACAGCACUUGUUCAAUACCUUUGUGAAACGUGUCCAUCAGCAAGUCAGAAGCUUGUCACGGAGCAGGAUCGCAAACUUCGCUUAAUCUUACUCAAAGCUCAACAACAUCAGCAGCAGCUAAAGCAAGAACAACCUGCCCCUCGCAACAAGAAGGUGAACAAAAGUCGGCCCCCCUCAACUGACUUUCUAAUGACAAGGAGUUUGGAUCCCUCGUUGUUAACUAGCUCGACAAUGCAAGUCUCUGGAUCUGAGGAUAUACUAGCGUGUUUUAAGGAGGCAGAGAACAAUCUGUCCAGAAGCAUCAACUGUCCAAAUACAAGUAUGAGUCCGCUGCCGUGUCCCGGUGCACCUACACCAAAAACAGCAGGACCCUUACCAGCUGCAACAACAUUAUUGCCCGUUCCAGAGUCCCUCAACAGUCCUCUUGUUGCAACGCCUCCAGUGCUUCCGCCGAGUCUACUAAGAGUAAAAAAAUUGAGUGAACAUAGCAACUCUAAUGGUUCAAAAAUUGAGCAAGAGAGUGUGGCAGACGAAGCGUCUGAAAAGUGUGAUGUUUCAACCACCAGUGACGUAAGCUCUGAGAAGCUCACAUCCAGGAGAAGUUCUUGGAGUAAAAGCAACUCUCUAGCAGAGGCAAGUUCAGGAAUGAACCACAACAAGCUGUCGCUGAUACGUAGUAAGGCGCUGGAAAAGAAGGAUAAGAAGCAUAACCAAGAUGCUGAUUCUGCUGCUACAUGUAUUCAGAAAAUGUGGCGGGGUUAUCAAACCAGAAUGCUCGACAAGAGAGUGGCAAAUGUUUAUCAGCAGAUUCAGAACAUGAGAAUGCAUCAGUACAUCAAAAAACUGUCGGAUGAUAUGGAAGCCACUAGGGCAGCUUUGAACAAUGAGCAUCGUUUACAAGUGCUACAAAUGCAGGCAAUGAAUGCUCUUUGGAAAAAGAUAACAAGUUUAGAACCUGGAACUCAGUUGAAAUCUGAUGAGCCAACAAGUGCAAAACAGGGCAAUGUAGAAGAGCUUGCUGAAACAUGCACAAAACUAAAUGCGCAAGUGCAGCAGCUUCAGGAGGCAAUGCAAGAAGUUCUUAGGUGUGUGAGCCCCUCUGUAUCAUCAAAUGCAACAUCCACGCAAACUGACAUAGUGGCUGUGCACACACCAGCCGAAGAGGCCAAAUUUCCGUACCAAAAAGCAGCACCUUCCGUCCGACCCUCAACCCUACCAUUGCUGUCCAAGGAACUUAGCUCCUAUGCAAAUAGUAUUGUUGGCGACGUUUUAAAAAGGACUAUUGAACAAGGUACGGAGGCAGGAGAAGAAAUCACAUCAUCAUCUCUGGAGAGCAAAAGUAUAGGGAAUCCCCAAAAUGUCCACAGAUAAGUUUUAUUAUUAUGUUCUCAAAAAUUUCACCGUUCUCACUAGAGUUGUGAGCUAAAACUGCAUUUGCAAUUGAGCCAUGAAUGUUUGUGCCAUUUGUCAUUCAGCAUUUGCUCUGCAAGCAGGCAAUUUUUAUUUUUAAUGUAUGUAAUAAGUUCUGAAAAAUACGACUUUCUCCUCACCAGACAAAAUUUUGAUGUAAGGCAGAUGGGUAGUUAGGUACAAAACUAUAAUGUAACUAUAAUGUAAUGUUUGAAGUCAAACCCAGUUUUAAUUUGAAUUCAGUCUUAAUUUUUCAAUCUAUUAUCAUUCUUGCUGCUAAUAAAAACUCAUCAAUAAUUUACUGCUGCUCAGCAUGUUGAUAUUUUCCAUGAAGUAAAUUUUACCGGUCACUGAAAUUGUGCUGUACUAUAGAGAUGGAAAAGAAAUAGAAAUGAAGAAAAAUCAAUUUGUUCGAAUAGCCCGCCUCUUGAGGUGCUAAUUGAACUCUAAAACUGAAUGAAAGUUUGAAAAUAACUUCAUGUUGAAAUUAGUAUUCUUACCCUUUGCAGCCAGUGCUGAGCCAACAAAUAGUCUCUAAAGAAGACCAACCUUAAAUUGAAAUACUCACAUUUUUAGAAUAAAAAUGCGUUUUGAACAGAGGCAGUAAAAACUUUUUAUUUUGCUCUGAAAGCCGACAGAAAACCUAGUUAUGGCAACGACUGCUUGCGUGUGCCAGGAACAAACGGUCAGCCAUAGCCCCUGCCAGCCACAGGUAACUAUAGGUAACGAUAGGAUGAUCGAAAAGACAGCCAAAACUAGAUUGCAAGUGCACACGUGCCACCGAUACGCAGGACUGUUUAAAACUGUGGUCGUCUAUGGAGGGGCAAGCAUAAGACACUGAAGUGUAGGAAAGGACCCACUGUAUGAAAUUAAAGUAAUGCAACUUGAGUUUAAUCUCAAUUUUGGUCUGGUGAGGUUAAAGUCAAUUUUGUCAUUGGUUUAAAAUAUUGAAUGAUCUCUCAAGAUGCAUGUGAUUAUUUUUGAUGAUAAGUUCCUGGCGACAAAUCCAAAAAUAACUGUCAAUUUUUUAUUUCAAUUUCUUUUGUCAUGAAUGUACCAAGGUAGAUUUUGAAGAUUUUUAUUUUUUUGGGGAACUUGGCUGAACUUAUUUAGUCUUGCUAUUUUAGGUCAGAUGUUCCAUCUUAUCUUAAAUAAUGCCUCCAUUCAUUAGUCUUUGGUAUUUUGUUAUAUUUAUCUAAACUUUGAAAUUUAUGGCGGUACAACAACAAGAAAGUCAUCCUUUUAUCCUAGAUUGCCUCUCUCUCUAAACCUCAUUUCAUCUUAAUACCUGGGCAGGAAUAGGGCACUUCAUUCACAUGCCAUUCAUUGUGAAAUUGAGUCGUUGGUUCUGUUACUUUUAGUUUUGGAUUUUACCAGGGAGAUUUAUUCUGUGAAUUUUGUGUCUUCCAUUGUAAUUUUAAAAGAUGAUGGAAGCCAGCAAAAGUUUGGCUGAUUUUAAAAUGGGUACCUUUUCAUGAAUAAGAGCCCCUUCUCAAAUCGUAAAAGUAGCAAAGAAAAAAAAACAACAAGAAAAAAACAAAACAAACAUUCAAUAAUAAAAAGGGCACAUAUUCACUCGUCAAGGAGUCAAUUUUUAAUUUGUAUCAUAGUAGUCCAAAAUAAUGAUUUCACCAUAAUUUUAAUUUUUUACCAUUGUGCGCAACACCAUUUGCGAUUCAAAGGCAAUUUUGAGUCUCUUGUACUUUAAAGUACAUUUCAAAAGCGAUUUUAUACUUGUUGAAAAAUAUGUAGGAAGAUUUUGAUGUCUUAAAACAGCAGAAAAAAAUCAAAACACAUUUUUUAUUCAUUUGAAUUUAUUUGCCUUGCCGCAACUUUGAGUUUCAGCAUAACUGGUUUCUCUCCUAUUUGAAUUUAUUUUUUACUCUGUCACACAUUAAGUAUGAUUUUUUCCAGAAAAAAGGUGAUAGAGGCUGAAAUUGAGCCUGGAAGAGUUCAGAUUCAAGUCCGCACACUUUCUCCAUCUUACCAGUUCCAGGAAUAAUUUUUUUGACGGGCAUGUAUGUAAGUGAAUAGGGUAGGGAGUGAAGGCGUUUCAAAGACCAAGUUAAAAAACUCCAAAUUUCCCUCUUAUCACAUUUGUAACAGUGAAAUUGAGCCAUUUGGAUUUUUGUUGAAUCAUUUUUGGAUCAAAAUGAGUGUUUCCAUGUAUUAAAGUUGCAAAUUUAGGAGAUUGAAGGAUUUUUAGGCCUGUUGUGGGGGGGGGGGGGAUGUUUAGCUACAAGUAAUUCAUACUAGAAAAUAUUUGUUUGCCAAAUCAACUUCAUUCUUUUAUCGAUAGCAAUUCAAAAUACUUUUUUAUGGUUGUCACAAUAUAAAAUACAUGAAAAACUAAACCUUUCAAUUUGUCUAAAAUCAGAAUUGAUUCCUUGCAUGCCUCUCUUUUUGUAUGUUCAUCGGUACAUUCUUAAGCUUUUGAGACUUUAUUCACAGCUUGCUCAAUAAUUUUAUUACAGUACAAUUUUUUUACUUUUUAUAAAUAGCCGCUUUAGUGUUUGAUUUAUGUCUCUGAGAAAUAUGUGGUAUUUGGAGAAUAUUUUCUGAGAAUCAUGUCUUAUGAUGGUUAUUGUUUACCUCUUUCAAACCUUUAAGAAGUAGAGUAUUCCUCAAAGAAUCUCAUCAGAGUCAAUUGCUUAGGAUUUUAAACUAUGUCAUCUGUGUUGUUUUGGUUCUAAUAACAAAAUCUACCGUAGAUAUCAUGACAUCAGAAUCAAAUUAUCUAAAAAAUCGAAAGUAAAUAGUAAUACUGUCAUUGAUCAUCGUCAGAAGUUCUGAGGUUGGUAAAA
This is a messenger RNA of Bemisia tabaci, 5092 nucleotides long. RefSeq names its product centrosomal protein 97kDa (gene Cep97). Gene Ontology annotation, cellular component: centrosome. Gene Ontology annotation, molecular function: protein binding. The record is from RefSeq and is a predicted model, not a curated record. Gene Ontology annotation, biological process: negative regulation of cilium assembly. Lineage: Eukaryota; Metazoa; Arthropoda; Insecta; Hemiptera; Aleyrodidae.